This is a messenger RNA of Helianthus annuus (common sunflower), 2436 nucleotides long. RefSeq lists its product as uncharacterized. Bases 1 to 2436 code for a protein of 811 amino acids. The transcript has 2 exons. Lineage: Eukaryota; Viridiplantae; Streptophyta; Magnoliopsida; Asterales; Asteraceae. The record is from RefSeq and is a predicted model, not a curated record.
AUGCCACAUCUGCGCUCGCACGGACCACCACCACCAGUCAAGCAGUCAUCAUCUCAAUUGGGCCAAGGCCCUCAGGUUGCUUCGUCAUCCUUUUCUCAUUUUCCCAACUUUGAUUCCACCCCAUUACCCACCCCACCUCCCACACCACCACCUUCGCCAAACCGUUCACCUAAAACUUCACCCAAGGUUUCCCCACCCAAUAGUCCUACUUCUAGUACCUCUAGUAAUCCAGAAAACUUAGAACCAAUGGCCAACCCUAGGCAAACCGUCCAUCAGCAAGCCACCCAAAAUUUCACCGGCCUCGCUUCACCCAUCACCGUCCCACCGAUAGUUAAUGAAAAUUCAUGGCAAAUUCCAUCUUAUGCCAUGCAGGCCAUCAUCAAUAGUAUCCAAUUCCAUGGCCGAGAUGAUGAGGACGCCCCGGCCCACAUUAACCAUUUCUCUAGGAUGCUAGCUACCUUUAGCCUUAGCGGUGCACCCAACGAUGCCACCUACUUACAGCUUUUCCCGUUUUCAUUAGCCGGCCGUGCGGCUACUUGGUUGCAAUCUCAACCAACCGGUACCUUUACCACUUGGGCGGGGCUUCGUCAAGCCUUUUUGAAUAAGUAUUUCCCGCCCUCUAAGGCCUCACGGCUUAGAGACGAAAUCCACUCUUUCCGCAUGGGGCCCGACGAGCCUUACUACCUUGCCUGGGAGCGUUUCCAAAACCUUUGUGCUCGUUGCUCCCAGCAUGGUCUUUCUGAUUGGGCUUUAUGUGAGAAAUUCUAUAAUGGUCUUACCCAAGAGACUAGAGAUAGGUUCGAUACCAAUGCGGGGGGGCAUAUGAUGGGUAUUCUUACAGUUGCAGAGUGUCUAGAGCGUUUUGAGUCGUUUGCUCAGUCUCAAUCCCAAUCGCGUUCCGAUCAGAGGUAUCAAAGUGGUAAUUCUAAUACCACUACUAGUGCACCCACCCGUGGGGUAAACCAUGUCACCAUGGACCCUAGUUUAGCCUCUGUUUUGGAAAACAUGAAUAGGCAACUUAACGAAAUUAAGGCUAAGGUAGACAAAUGUGAGUAUUGCCGAGGGGGUCACGAUACGAAUGCGUGCCCAUUGCUUGUAGGAGAGGAGCAGGUAGACUACUUAGGAGGAGGUUUUGGUAGAGGUCAGUCUAGUGGUUUUGGGGGUAAUAACAAUUUUGGGUCGGGUUGGCGUAAUAAUAAUAAUAACAUGAAUAAUAACACUUUUCGCCCAAAUGGACCUCCUGGCUUUCAAAUGGCUCAAAACCCGAAUAGGGGCCAAAAUUCACUCUUUGGUGGGGGUUCAACUGGGCAGUUCAACAAAGGGUUCAAUGGGCAGGUCAAGGAUGGGUGGUCAAACACUCAGGUUCAAACAGGUCAAGGUUCAAGUUAUGACCUAGGAGGUAGUCUAGAACGAAUGGAGUCCAUGAUGAGUCAACUAAUUGUUAGAGACCAAACUACCCAAAAGACCUUAAGUGAACAUGACCUUUUGCUUAAAAACCAUCAAGCUUCGUUUCAGGACCUUCAACGAGUUGUAGGGGAUAUGUCUAGGAAGCUAGAAGAGAGGUUACCCGGUCAGUUCGCAGCCAUUACCACCCGUAGUGGCAAGACCGUAGGAAACCCUAGAGUCGAGGAGAGAGUAGUUGAUGAGGAAGGGGAUGUGAUAGAUGAGGAGAUUGAAAUGGAGGCUCCCGGCAAAGUGCAAAACAGGCUAAGCCCAGCAAGUACCGCACAGCCCGGUGAGUCUCAAGGUGAGAAGAAAGUCGAAAAAACACCGAUAGAUGUGAGACCUUCACCCUUAGUGAACCAUGCGUAUGUCCCGUUUCCCUCCCGCCUUAAGAACCAAAAAUACUCUAGGGAAUACGGGCAGUUUUUGGAUAUCUUCAAGCAAUUGAAAAUAAACCUUCCCUUCAUUGAGGCACUCCAAUCAAUGCCCAAAUACGCUAAGUUUUUGAAGGAUCUCCUUAGGAACAAAGAAAAAUUAGGAGAGUUAUCCAACGUCCCGUUGAAUGGGGGAUGUUCCGCCGUUGUGCUAAAUAAGCUUCCCGAAAAGCUUACCGAUCCGGGUAUUUUCACCAUCCCUUGUCUAUUCGGUAGUAAUACCAACACUCGAGCCUUAGCCGACUUAGGAGCUAGUAUCAACUUGAUGCCCUUUUCUCUUUAUGAGAAACUAGACCUAGGAGAGCUUGCACCUACCCGAAUGACAUUGUCUUUAGCCGAUCGGUCCGUUAAGUACCCUAGGGGUAUAGUUGAGAACUUGUUAGUUAAGGUAGACAAAUUUGUGUUUCCUGCCGAUUUCGUAAUUCUAGAUAUGGAAGCGGAUGAGAGGGUUCCCAUUAUACUAGGUCGUCCUUUCUUACGUACCGCCAAAGCACUCAUAGACGUCUACGAUGGUAAAAUCACCCUUAGGGUCGGUGAGAGAGAGUUACUUUUGAGAUAG